Messenger RNA from Vitrella brassicaformis, 927 nucleotides. NCBI's taxonomy places the organism in Eukaryota, Vitrellaceae. The record is from the annotation of a GenBank genome assembly.
CGUCCCAUCGCCCGCCACUCCUCGCCACUGCCCCGCUCCAGCGCGUAGACCACCUUCAAGCCGGCCUCCACAUCACCGCCACUGUCGAAGGCCAACACGUCCGCCAGGCCGAGAUGACUGAGGGCCUUGCCAAUGUGCUGCUCGACGAGCAUCAGGAUCUCGGCCACUUCGCCGGCAUUGCUGCCAUUGAUUUGUGAGUGGAGUGCGGCGCGUCUGUUGGGGUCAACGGACAUGGCCAUGUCGGCGGCCUUGCUGAUGGCCGCGCUGCGCAGCGGGGGGACUGCCCGAGGGGCGGUGGGGGGCCGGCCGUUGGCAGGCCGGGACGACAUCGCCACCAGGGAGUGGUCUGGAUGAAGAGGGACACACACAUGGGAAUCAGACCGAGUGAAUUGGACGGCAGGAUGCUCACCGUCAAAGCUGGGCGAGAUGGCAGCAAUCGUCACGAACCGCGGUGACUCUGCAGACACACAGCAGCACACACAUCUGGGGCGCACGCACGCAGCGCCAUGAUCACCGCACAGCCUCACCGAUGUCAGUCAGUCACGAGAGCCGUGCGACGGCGAGGCCGUCACAGAAGCGCAGACAAAGCGAUGAAAUGAGUUCGCUAUGCGGACGUCGUCACCUCCCGGCACUGAGGCGGGACGGGUGAGGUCUGCAGGCCGGCCACCAGACACGAAGCAGCAGCCGCUAUCUGAAGCUUCUUUUGGAUUCUUCUGCCUCUCUGGCUGCCAUCUCACCCUCCAGUGAGCUCCAAAGGCCAGCAGCGGUUUCAGGGAGCUCCAAAGGCCACCGCUGCGAGCUUCGCACGGAUCUCUCCUUCCUUUUUCUUUUCGCGCGUCUCCGGUGCCAACAGGGCGGUGGUGGGUCUGUGUGACAUACACAAAGUCGCGCUGUGAUGAUAUCAAUCGGCACAGAGGUCGCCCUCAU